AUGAUCAUUACUUCGAUAACCACUGCUGAAGUCCGGGUGGUUCUUCGUGUAUACUUCCUCGUUGUCCUUGCCCUGACAGGCUUCUUUGUGCGUAGGGUACUCCAUGGACGCAACAAGCUUCGUAUAUUGGGCGGAGAUAGCAUCCUGGCCACGCGGGCACUCAACUCCCUUGAUGGGCUGGACCUUCUACUUGCUCCCCUGAAACUCCGAGCUCUUCCUAGCGGCGCAUUCGGCUUCUCCUUCUUACUCUUCUUGUUUGUCUUGGGUAAAGCUGCCGAUCUUCUUACGUCCUACCUCGUUGUCAACCACUUGAUCCAAUCGCGCUGCUCGUUCGGUCAGGGCCUUGUCUUUGACGAUGGUACCAAACUUCCCAUGCCGCCAUUCAACGGACGGCCGUUCCAAGUUGUGCAAAAUGCACAGCUUCUGGCUGUCAAUAAUUCAUGUCCUUAUGGUAUCUACAAGAAGCUAAAUACCGACUCAAGCUUCUGUCCAGAGAAGAGAGACAUUCUCGGAUCAUGGAACUGCAACAUCGUCAACGACCAGACACCGCAGAGUUGGCCACCCGGAACAAACUCCUCGGAUAUUGCCGAAGACAUGAAUCAGAAAGGACUGAUAUAUAACAAUGGAUACGUUGAACAAACCCAGUGGUCCUCCGGAUUCGUUAAUCAUCUCGUUAUCUGGAGCACGUCUGCAUCUCUCGACAGCGACGGGUCAUUAUGGUCUGUUAAAGCAGCCGUCGAAACAACGUACAAGUCAGAGGAUGAUAUCCAACUCACUCCACUAACUUGCUCCGUCUCAGCAUCAGGUGCUGAACGAACCAUCAAAGACAUGGCAUCUGGAACGGCUCUGAAAGAAUGGGUCCCAACUUUCCAGGGUUUGAUGUACAAUGGUUUCAACACCUCCGCCAUUCAGGACGUACAAGAUGCACUGGCAAUACUAUUGAAUACCAUGACUAUGAUAUCCGGUGGAAACAACUACCUUCUCGCUGAGCCAGAAGCAGGCCAAGAUAAGACCCAGGGAUGUCUUGCAAGAGCGGCGUACGUCCCGACCGUUAUGGUGGUCAUCUUCCUCGUUGUGGCAGGUCUUGGUAUUACGGCAUUUGUUGCAUGGUGCAUAACCUCUCUCCGUCUAUUCCGAUCCCCAUCUGAGUUGGAGGCUCUCCCUCUGAGCGCUGAAGAGUGGGCAACCUUUGCAGCGAGAGAAUACCUCAGUACUGCGAACAACAAUCAAGGCGUUGUCGUGGCACCAGUGGAGACAUCUGAGUUGAAGAGCUUCAGAGUCGGAUUCUCUCAACCUAAUAUUGGAAGAAUAGGCAUGUUCCAGAGAAGGCAAGGGAAUCUGUUGAAUCAAUGAAGUUCUU
Molecule: messenger RNA, 1360 nt
Organism: Fusarium odoratissimum NRRL 54006
Lineage: Eukaryota; Fungi; Ascomycota; Sordariomycetes; Hypocreales; Nectriaceae
Exons: 1
Coding region: 1-1353 (450 amino acids)
Source: RefSeq, a predicted model, not a curated record